ACCCUUAUAAAGCUUGUUUCAUUCUCCUACUCAACCGAUGUGGGAUCUCACAAUAAUAAAGGAAAUUGUUCGAUGAAAAUAGUUGAAGGUAUGUACAGGCUAGUUCAUACUCUUAUGGACAUCCAAAAGAUAAAAUGUAAUUAAUAUUGCCCUGAAGAAUUUUUUGUGGUCAGUAUGCCAAACAGGAACGAAUGACGAUAAGGAGCACAGAAACGCAAACGUCGGCAUGAAGUUGACACCAUACAAAUCGAUCGAACUGCAAUUCAGAUUCUUCUUGUUCUUUCGAUCAAAGACGUGGUUGGUGGACAUUUCAGAAACUGCUGCUCUUCGUCUUUUUAUGCAUCAAAGAAAAGGUUGCUAUCAGUAAAAAGAAGAGAAGAAGAAAUAAAAUGGAGAAUCAUAUAAGCAUGGUGGAGGCCAAACUUCCUCCUGGAUUUAGGUUCCAUCCAAGAGAUGAAGAAUUGGUCUGUGAUUAUCUGAUGAAGAAGAUUAACUCUGUUUGUGAUUCUUCUUCUCUCUUGAUUGAAGUUGACCUCAACCAGUGUGAGCCUUGGGAUAUUCCAAGAGAGGCAUGUGUGGGGGGAAAAGAGUGGUACUUCUUCAGCCAGCGGGACCGUAAGUACGCGACUGGGCUUCGAACAAACCGCGCCACAGCCUCAGGGUACUGGAAGGCCACUGGCAAAGACAGGCCGGUCUUUCACAAGGCCAAUCAACUCGUUGGGAUGAGAAAAACUCUUGUUUUCUAUAAAGGAAGGGCACCUAAAGGCCGAAAAACCGAGUGGGUUAUGCAUGAAUUUCGCCUUGAGGGUCCACUUUCUCCUCUCAAAGAUCCACCUCCUAGGGAGGACUGGGUUCUGUGCAGAAUGUUCUGUAAACAGAAAGAAGUGCCCGCCCGACCGAGCACAGGAAGCAGCAGCUCCUACAGCAACGUCGCUGCCUCGUCAUCUCUCCCAGCUUUGAUGGACUCAUACCUCAGUUUUCACCAAAAUCGAAGCAGCUAUUUAAAUGAGUUUGAGCAAGUGCCCUGCUUCUCCAUUUUGUCUCAAAACCAAACCAUCCCAUCUCUCUCAAACCUCAUACAAAUGGAGCCAAACACAGGCAACAACAUCAAGAACUUCACCACAAUGUAUGGAGGAAUGCCAAAUUCAAGCACUUAUUCUUCAAAUAUUGACCCUUUUUCCUGUGACUCAUCAGUGCUCAAAGUUGUUCUAAAUAACAUUACUAAGAUGGAAACAAAUGGCAACCCCUUCAUAGGGCAACCCAGCAUGGGAGAAGGCAGCUCAGACAGCUACUUGUCUGAGGUUGGUGAUGACAUUUCAAGCUUAUGGAACAGAUGACCCAGAAGGAAAAUGGAGAAAUUAGUUUAUUGUAAAGAAAAAUGGUGAUUAUUAAG
Molecule: messenger RNA, 1393 nt
Organism: Cucurbita maxima (winter squash)
Lineage: Eukaryota; Viridiplantae; Streptophyta; Magnoliopsida; Cucurbitales; Cucurbitaceae
Product: NAC domain-containing protein 21/22-like
Exons: 5
Coding region: 390-1337 (315 amino acids)
Biological process (GO): regulation of DNA-templated transcription
Molecular function (GO): DNA binding
Source: RefSeq, a predicted model, not a curated record